AUGAACCACUUUGCGUCAGCAUGCAGAUACAAGUCGUCACAUAGGCCGCCUCCCAGGAAUUCUGAUAAACAGACAUAUUCCAGAAAAAACAACAAACGCAAUCCUGAUUCUCAAGUUCAUGCUAUAGAAGAAGACUUCGAGGAUGAUUUUUUUAUUGGUAGUAUCAACAACAAUGUGGACGCAGUUGAUGAAGCUGACAGAACAGAAGUUUUCGCAGAUAUAGUAGUGAAUGAUCAUCAUUCCAUCAGCAUGAAACUUGACACUGGUGCACAAGUAAACAUUCUUUCAGAAAGUGACUACAACAAUUAUGCUGACACUCUAGGACCGCUGGAGAAAGCAAACUCAAAAUUACAUGCGUACGGAGGUAGAUGGCUGGAUGUUCGUGGAACUGUUAGACUGAAAUGUACGUAUGGAGGUACAAGUGACAAUCUCAAAUUCUUUGUUGUGAGUGAAGAAGGACCUUCCAUAUUGAGUCUGAAGUCAUGUGAAGACAUGAAACUCGUAAAAGUUCUUCUAUCGGUAGAAGCCAAGAGAAUCUGUCAUUCAAGUAAAGCUGAAGACAUGAUCAAGGAAUAUGAACAUGUAUUCAAGGGACUUGGUCAUAUGAAAGAAGAGUACAGGAUACAGGUGGGUGACAGUGUGUCACCUGUUAUUCAUGCACCGCGAAAGCUGCCUAUAGCAAUGGAAGAGAAAGUCAAGUUGGAACUUCAGCGUAUGGAAAACCUACAAGUAAUAUGUAAGGUUGAUGAGCCAACACAAUGGGUAAACUCAAUAGUGGUAGUCACCAAGCCCUCGGGUGACAUUCGUUUGUGUCUGGACCCUGCAGAUCUUAACAAAGCAGUUCGCAGAGAACAUUACAAAAUGCCAACAAUAGAAGAUGUUACAAGCAAAGUAGCUGGGCACAAGUACUUUACAGUCCUUGAUGAUAAGUCAUCAUACUGGCAGAUUCCCUUAGACCACGAGUCAUCACUGUUGACAGCAUUCAACACACCGUUUGGGCGGUAUCGCUUCCUGCACUUACCAUUCGGAAUUAAAAGUACAAGUGAAGUGUUCCAGAAACGUAUGGACAAAGCAUUUGAAGAUCUGAAAGACACUCACCCUAUUGUGGAUGACAUUCUGAUAUCAGGCAGAACUAUUCAGGAGCAUGACGAGAACCUGAAAGAAGCACUGGAAACAGCAAGCAAGAAGGGUAUCAAACUAAAUGUUGACAAACUUCAACUGUGCCAAACAGAAGUCAAGUUCUUUGGCGAGCUUCUUACUUCUGAGGGCAUGAAGCCAGACCCAGAGAAGAUUGAGGCGGUGAGACAAAUGGAAACACCAACCUGCAAGAAAGAGCUUGAAGGAUACCUGGGUAUGUUUACUUACUUAGCCCAGUAUGCGCCAUCUCUAUCAGAGAAAACACAUGUCCUCCGUGAGCUCAUUAAGAACGACUCACACUGGGAUUGGACAUCAAAUCAUGACAGAGCUUUUCGUGAGAUAAAAGAUCUCAUCACAAGGUCACCAGGGCCUGUGCUGCAGUAUUUUGAUCGAAAGAAAGAUGUGAUUCCUCAGGUCGAUGCAUCACAAAAUGGCGUUGGAGCCGUGUUGUUACAGGAGAAAGGACCUGUAGCAUAUGCCUCAAAGGCAAUGACAGAUUCACAGCGUAAUUACGCACAAAUAGAAAAGGAAAUGAUGGCAAUCGUGUUCGGGUGUGAAAACUUUCACCACUACCUCUUUGGAAAAAGCUUCAAGGUCAUCUCCGACCAUAAACCACUUGAGACAAUAUUUAAAAAACCAUUACAUGCUGUUCCGCUGAGACUGCAAAGAAUGCGUAUUCGUCUACAGAUGUACGACAUGACCGUUCAGUACACACCUGGGAAGGAGAUCCCAGUGGCAGAUAUGCUAUCGAGACACUUUAAAGAGACAGACAAACUGCUCAACAUUAACUCGCUAGAUGACGAUGUACAAGCAUAUGUACACAUGGUCAUAUCCAACCUGCCAAUCUCCAACGACAAGAUGUCUGACAUCAGAGCUGCAACAAGUCAGGAUACAUCGCUACAAGCAGUAGCAAAGUAUAUCCACAAUGGAUGGCCUACACCGGUCAAGGAAUGUGUCUCAGAAACCCGUGACUAUUGGACAUUUCGUGACGAAUUAAGUCGUGUUGAAGGAAUUCUGUUUAAAGGGAGAAAAGUAAUUAUUCCCACUGUAAUGAGAGAGCAGAUGUUGGAGAGAAUUCAUACAGGUCACAUGGGCAUGCAAAAGUGCAAAGAUCGUGCCAGGGAUCUUCUGUACUGGCCUCGGAUGUCCAGUGACAUUGAGAGGAUGGUAGAUCUGUGCAGUGUUUGUCAACAAUAUCGAAUGAUGCCAAGCAAAGAGCCUAUGAUUCCCACAGAUAUUCCAAGUCUUCCUUGGAAAAUGGUGGCAACAGAUGUCUUCCACUUCAGUGGGCGUGAACACUUGCUAGUUGUUGACUACUAUAGCCGGUACAUAGAGAUCGCUGCACUGACAAACACAAAGGCAUCUUCUGUAAUAACCCAUAUGAAGUCAAUCUUUGCACGCCAUGGAGUGCCAGACAAAGUUAUCUCGGAUAAUGGACCCCAAUAUGCGUCAAGUGAAUUCAAACAGUUCUCACGGUCAUACGACUUCAAACAUGUGACAUCUUCUCCAACCUAUCCUCAGGCUAAUGGACUAGCCGAGAAGUCUGUUGAGACAGUCAAAAGAAUGUUGCUGAAAGCAAAGGAAAGAAAUGAAGACCCAUACUUAUCACUCCUUGCAUAUAGGAACACCCCUGUAUGUGCUCUUGGAUCGCCUGCUCAACUGCUGAUGAGUCGAAGACUCAACACAAACUUGCCUUGCCAUAAUGAGAUGUUGCAACCGAAAGUGGUCAACCCAGAGAAUGUUCGGAAGGCAAUAACAGAGGCGCGAAUGUACCAGAAACAGUAUUAUGAUCGAACGUCCAAAGUUCGACAACCCCUGUAUCCGGACGGCAAAGUGCGAGUGAAACUUGGAAGAGAUUGGGUACCAGCAACGAUCACAAAAUCAGCUGAUACUCCCAGGUCUUACCAUCUGAAAACUAUGAACGGUGUUGCAUAUCGGAGAAAUCGACGUGACAUAAACCCCACCAAAGAACUCUUCCAGACCAACCAACAACACCUGAACCAACGUCCAGCUCAUCGAUGA
Haliotis rubra (blacklip abalone) is the source of this 3159-nucleotide messenger RNA. RefSeq lists its product as uncharacterized. Gene Ontology annotation, biological process: DNA integration. The coding region runs from base 1 to 3159 and encodes 1052 amino acids. The record is from RefSeq and is a predicted model, not a curated record. The transcript has a single exon. Gene Ontology annotation, molecular function: nucleic acid binding. NCBI's taxonomy places the organism in Eukaryota, Metazoa, Mollusca, Gastropoda, Lepetellida, Haliotidae.